Messenger RNA from Metarhizium brunneum ARSEF 3297, 2946 nucleotides. RefSeq names its product Vacuolar protein sorting-associated protein 11 (gene VPS11). Gene Ontology annotation, molecular function: protein-macromolecule adaptor activity; protein binding. The record is from RefSeq and is a predicted model, not a curated record. Gene Ontology annotation, cellular component: endosome; HOPS complex. Gene Ontology annotation, biological process: organelle fusion; vesicle-mediated transport; vacuole organization. Lineage: Eukaryota; Fungi; Ascomycota; Sordariomycetes; Hypocreales; Clavicipitaceae.
AUGGCAAUUUCGUGGAAGUCCUUCGACUUCUUCGAAGUCUCCCAAGUCUCCCUCCCCGAUGACGAAACCCGUAGCCUGUUCGAUGCCAACGAAAUAUCCAGCAUCUGCUCCGGAUCCGACAGUCUCUUUCUUGGUGGCAGCGAUGGAUCCGUCAGCAUCAUCAGCAAGAGCUGGAAAGCAGUUAGGACAUUCCAGGCCCACGAUGCCGGACGAGUCACGCACAUGCGCCAAGUCGAGGGGACGAGCCUGCUCAUCACUGUCGCCGAGGACCUGAGCAGUGAGCCCGUUCUUAAAGCCUGGGCGCUGGAUAAGCUCGUCAAAAAGACCAACAUGCCAACCUGUCUGAGCACCCUGACCAUAAAUAACGGCCGACGGCAAUUUCCGAUUUCAGCUUUUGCUGCCUCCGACGACCUGUCCCAGAUUGCGGUCGGUUUUGGUAACGGUGCUGUGACGGUUAUUCGGGGCGAUCUCAUCCAUGACCUUGGCACCAAGCAGCGCAUAGUGUUUGAGUCUGAGGAACCAGUCACCGGUGUGCAGCUUGCGACGGACGAGAAGCUAACGACGUUGUUCAUCUCCACGACUACGCGGAUAGUCAAGUUGGGGUUGUCUAGGAAGGGUCAGGGGCUUCCUCCCAAGACUGUGGAGGAUAGCGGCUGUGCGUGGGGGUGCAUGACGUUGGAUAAAGAGACGGGCGAUGUGGUGGUGGCGAGGGAUGAUGCCAUCUACACAUAUUCGUUGGAUGGUCGAGGGCCGCCAAAGGCGUAUGAAGCUCCCAAGACCUUGAUUGCCAUGUAUGAGAAUUACGUGGCGCUCAAGUGUUUGCCGACGGGGGUCAAUGGACGGGAUCCGGAUAGUAUGCGACGGCGAUUCGGGGGCGGCGGUAACGACGACUUGUUUAACGCUACAAUGUUUGUUCUGCUGGAGCCAGAUCUGCGAGUCAUUGCGCACUCCGAAACAAUCAUGUCCCCUGUGAGGUUCAUCUUUGAUGUUUGGGGAGACUUGUAUACUAUGUCGGAGGAGGGCAAGAUUUAUCGGUAUCAUGAAAAGCCGUUGCAGCAGAGGUUAGAGAUGCUGUACCAACGCAACAUGUUUCCUCUUGCUAUUGAGCUUGCACAAGGCUCCGGAAUGGAUAGUCAGCAGCAGAGCAUCAUUUAUCGCAAGUUUGGUGAUCAUUUAUAUCAAAAGGCUGAUUACGACGGAGCCAUGAUGCAGUAUAUUCGGGCUAUCGAUACCACUGAGCCAUCGCAGGUUAUUCGCAAAUUUCUUGAUACCCAACGAAUACAUAAUCUCAUUCAGUACCUUGAACAAUUACACGAGCACAGAAAAGCUACGGCUGACCACACAACAUUGCUCCUGAAUUGUUACGCAAAGUUAAAGGACAUUGCCAAGCUAGAAAAAUUUAUCAGGUCACCAGGAGACUUGAAGUUUGACCUGGACACGGCCAUUGUCAUGUGUCGACAAGGGGGAUACUACGAGCAGGCCGCCUAUCUCGCCAAACGGCAUGGGGAGACGGAGCUUGUGGCCGAUAUUCUGAUUGAGGACUCCAAGAGCUACGGUGAAGCGCUGGGCUACAUCUGGCGGCAAGAUCCUGAAGUGGCAUAUCCAUGUAUGCAAAAGUACGCUCGGGUACUCAUCGAAAACUGCCCCAAAGAGGCGACGAAGCUCUUCAUCGAUUACUAUACAGGGAAAUACCGCCCAAGAAAGUCGACGGUUGCCAUCCCUGGUGAAACAUCAUCGACCGGAGGCCUCACAUCAGGCACGUCCAGUGCAGUGCAAAACCUCACUAAUUAUCUACCCUUUCCCUACAUGGGCACAUCCUCGGGACCAACGGCAACACCGGGCACGCCUAGUAACAUUAAGCAGCCGGCAAGCAACGGCACCCUCGAACUUGGCGAAGACGACCAUCCUCCGCCAAAGUACACGGUGCCGGCACCGCGAACUGCAUUUUCUUCAUUCAUCGACCACCCAGAUGAAUUUAUCACGUUUCUUGAAGCAUGUCUCGAGGAGGGAGAUUUGAAGGUUUCGGAUCGAACAGAUUUGUAUACCACUUUGUUUGAAAUGUAUUUGUAUAAAGCCAGCGAGAAGAAGGGCCACCAUCGGGAGGAGUGGGAGGGCAAGGCGAAGAAGCUGAUCGAGGGAGAGCACGUACCCAUGGAAAGCUCCAACGUGCUCUUGCUGUCAGACUUGUCCAAUUUCCGCGACGGCACUGUCUUGGUCAAGGAGCAGGCCGGGCUGCUUUUUGACAUCUUCCGAUCGUACACGUCUGCCAAGGACACGCGCGGCGCCAUCAAGGCUCUGAGAAAAUACGGCCCCGAAGAACCGCAAUUAUACCCAGCAGCCCUCGCAUACCUCACAUCCGACCCGAAAGUCCUCGAAGAAGCAGGGCCGGACGAACUGGCCAACGUGCUCUCCAAAAUCGACAAAGACGGGCUCAUGGCUCCUCUGCAGGUGGUCCAAACCCUCGUUGGCCAAUCAUCGGCCGGCGGCGUGGCGACAAUGGGCAUGAUCAAACCCUACCUCCACGACACGAUUACACGCGAGCGCAAAGAAAUCCAAGACAAUCGCAGGCAAAUCGACACCUUGCGCGUGGACACGGAAAAGCGGCGAGCCGAAAUUGCAGAUUUAGGCUCUAAACCGGCCGUCUUCCAAGCAACGCGGUGCUCGGACUGUGGACAGGGGCUGGAUUUACCGGCUGUCCAUUUUCUGUGCAAGCACAGCUUCCACCAGCGGUGUCUCCGUGGUGGCGAGGGCGACGAGGUGGAGUGUCCGCAGUGCGCGGGGGGGAAUGAUCUCAUCCGCAAGAUGAGGCAGGAGCAGCGGAAGGCGGCGGAGAAGCACGACCUGUUCAAGAUUGAGCUGGAGGGCAGCGAAGACCGGUUCGGGACGGUGGCCCGGUGGUUUGGCAGGGGGGUGAUGGACGGACAGAAUAAGGACGAUGAUAUUUGA